Molecule: messenger RNA, 1137 nt
Organism: Penicillium cataractarum
Lineage: Eukaryota; Fungi; Ascomycota; Eurotiomycetes; Eurotiales; Aspergillaceae
Exons: 4
Coding region: 1-1137 (378 amino acids)
Source: RefSeq, a predicted model, not a curated record
AUGGGCCUACACGACAGUUACCCAGCAUAUGGGGGCCGUGGCCCUAGCGAUCUGCGUCUAGGACUCGGUCUGGGAUCGGUGGCCACCAUUUUCAUGAUCCUACGUGUCUAUGUCCGACUACGAAUCAAUAAAUUCGGUACUACGGCAUUGAUUUUGUCCCUUGUAGCCUGGCUCCUCACUGCCGUCACCCAGACCUUUGGUGUCAUCUCUAUUCUCCAUGGACUCGGAAAUCAUCUCACAACCGUGGAGGAAACCGGUGAAUUGGGCAAUUAUCUCUUCUUCACUUGGAUGACGGUCUUCUUCUUCAACCUGGCCAUUCCAACGGGAAAGAUCGCCGUGGCAGCGUUUCUGAUUGAGAUGAAUGCCCAAGGCAACCCCAAGAUCCGCCGCAGUCUGAUCGCCGUUGCUGCGCUUAACAUCGUUCUCAACAUCCCGCAAAUCUUGCUUGCCUGGUUUCAAUGCAGCCCUCCGAACGCUCUUUGGGACCCCUUGCGACAGAGUCAAUGCGAUCACCGAACGAGUGUCCACUAUACAUACUUUGCAGGAGCUGUCGCGGCACUCUCAGAUUUCUAUCUGGCCAUUAUCCCGAUCACGAUGCUGGCCCCACUCCGAAUCGAUCGUAAGCUGAAAUGGGGCUUGAGUUUCCUCAUGGGCUGCGGUAUCUUUGCCGGUGUCGCAGCCAUUGUGCGAACAUGGGCAGCUAGCUUCAUCCUGGGUGAUGAUCCGUCGUAUGGUGUCGGUAUCCUCUUCCGCUGGGGUGAGGUCGAGGAGUGGGUCGUCCUCAUUUCCAUGUCGAUCCCACCUGUCUGGCCACUUUUCCGACCUUUCACUCGCCACUUCAUCAAGUCCAACGGACAGUCUCGUAGUCUGCCACCAUACAAGAACUACAACCAGUAUGCCUCGUCGAAGGGAGAUCUCACGUCGCCGAUUGCUGGCCCUGUCAUUACGACGACUAUCUCCAUCUCGUCCACCAAGGGACCUUCGUCUUCUGCUGAACCUGCACGUGCGGAAUCUUCGGCAGGCUCUUUCACCAGAUAUGAUGAGGAAGAGGCUGAGACCCCUCAUACGGUUCUUAGUAGCACUGGUGGCCCUGAAGGUUGGGUGGAAAUGUCUCGCUACAAGAACCAUCCUCAGUGA